Messenger RNA from Lactuca virosa, 720 nucleotides. The record is from the annotation of a GenBank genome assembly. NCBI's taxonomy places the organism in Eukaryota, Viridiplantae, Streptophyta, Magnoliopsida, Asterales, Asteraceae.
AUGGAAGCGAAACCGGAGGAGACUGAUCCUAAUAAACACGAUGAGACCGUAGAAGAUAGCGAGACCAUGGAGGCUGAAGUGGUUCUUCCUCCCAGGCCCACACCUUCAAGCCCUUACAAAGACAUCCUGAGAAAGGCUGGGAAAACUUACCAAACAGCUAGGAUAACCACUCUUAACUCUAGAGGGAUUCAGAAUCCCCGACAUGGAUUAUCCAAGGGCAUGAGGAGGGGUUUAAGAGAUCCUAAUUGGAUCACUGCAUUCGAAGAGGAUGCGAUCUAUGGUGGAAGAAUCACCACCCGAUACGAGGACGGGCAAAGCUCAGGAGUGUGUCCUCCUCCCGGUGAUUAUUGUGGAUCUUUGGCCCUGUUAUUUAACCAUACCCUAAAACUGGAAAAGCAAGUAAGAUUGGUGUCAAGAGAAAUCAAAGAACGUGAAAACAACACUACUCACGUAUCAUGGAUAGCAGGAAGAUUGGAGACCCAGCUGACCCAACAUCAAAAUACAUUGAUGGAGAUGCGUGGAUUACUGGACACGCAGAUUGCUGCCAGGAUUCAACAAAAUACCCACAUGAUGGAAGUUGAUCUUCAAGCUCAGGCAAACCUUAUCAUGGUGGGAGCCAGUGAAGAGGAAAUAAUGGCCAUUAAUGGGAGGUUGGAUGCGAUCGGGAUGCAGCUUGUUGAGAUCACAAGGGCAUUGAAUACCUACCAACGAUUUGGAUGA